AUGUCCACGACACAAUAUGCAGUGGCCGGCGCGGCCGUCGCCCUCUCUACCCUCCUCGUUGUUGCCUAUCGCGACUACCGGGCCUACUGCGCCCUCGGCGACCACGGCCUGCCCGGCAACUUCAGCGGGUGGUGCACGCAGCUCAAGCUCACCCGCAAGAGCCGCAAGGACACUCUCGUACCAGCACCUUACGACCUCGCCAUCGAGGCUGCCCGCACCGGCCCCCACGCCGCCGAGUCCUUCCUCCCUGCCGCGCCGCUCCCCGCCCGCGCCGGCCACCGGCCCUCCAUCCCCGGCUUCACCGCGCCGCAGCGCCAGGUCAGCGACGCCGCGUCGGCCGCCAUGAAGGCACGCAUGGCCGGCCACCUCGAGGCGCUCGCCCACACCAACCCGACGCUGCUGCAGCUCGAGCUGUCCAAGCUCGAGGGCCCCGUGCCGGCGCUCCAGCUGCACAAGGACCGCGAGGCCGUCCGGCCCAGGCACCUGCAGCGGACCCGCGGCGAGGUCGCGCACGUGCACCCCCCGGACGGCAGCACGCACCUCGUGCUCUCGCUGGCCGACUCGCGCCGCCUCAUCGAGGCCGGUUGGGGCCAGCGCCACCGCCUCAGCGGCACCCUGCUGGGCUGGGGAUACACGCUGUUUUAUGCACCCCGGAACGACGCCGAGUUUCAUGUCUGGAAGGAUACCGUGGCGGCUGCUGCCAAGUACGCCUGCGCCGAUCUUGGCAAAGUUGAUCUUGUAUGA
Cordyceps fumosorosea ARSEF 2679 is the source of this 744-nucleotide messenger RNA. RefSeq lists its product as hypothetical. The transcript has a single exon. The coding region runs from base 1 to 744 and encodes 247 amino acids. The record is from RefSeq and is a predicted model, not a curated record. Lineage: Eukaryota; Fungi; Ascomycota; Sordariomycetes; Hypocreales; Cordycipitaceae.